CCACCUCUCCUUUAGCUGGUCCUUCGACACCUUCGACGCCGAGGCCUUUGAUGAGUGCCUCUCUUGGACGCCGCUCUGCGUCCAGGAAUACUCCAGUCCGUCCAAAGCUACCGACGAAGCACUUCUUGUCCACUUCCGAUUCCGACGCAUACUCACUUCCCAAUCGUACCAUGAACGGAGAAGAUACCACCAGGAACAUAACACUCAACAUUCCGACUCCGCGAGCGCUGCGAAUCAGCAAGUUGCUUGGCGCGGUUCUCAAUGGAGCAAAGUCUGACAACCGCAGCCCUAGUGGAAGCAACGAAGGCAACAUCGUUAUGGUCGAUGGCUCGUUCUCAGAGGUGCUCAAUGAAGAGACCGUAACACGCCCGCCAUCCCCCGCACCAACAGCAGACUUCUCGUUCAUUUCGCCGCCCUCACCCAUGUCCUUUGUACAUAUUCUACCGCAACACGUAUCAGGCGGCCUUUACGACGUUUUUUCUUCGCCUACAUCGGGCCCGGAAGGCACUCCAAACUGUACUUUGUUUAUCUCUCCUGCAAAGGCUAGCGGCUCAAUGCGUCGCUCUCCGAAGCUUCCCAAGGCUGCACUGGGACGUAUUUGGGACGCUCUCUCAUCUCCAGCCAGGCGGUCGCGGACUAAAUGCCAGGUCGUCUUUGAUGGUUUGCCCCUCGACGGUGAAGAGGGAGAACUCAUCGAUGAGGCGUGUUUUAUUGCUGCGAGGCCCACAAUCGGCAUGGACAUAAUCGGAUCCUUGCCUUAUGAGCUAUCGCUUAGUAUUCUUGCGGAACUGGAUCUUAGCUCGGUACUAGCGUGCCGACGUGUCUGUCGGCAGUGGAAGGACUUGGCUGAUGACCCCCUUGUGUGGCGCGCCCUGUUCUAUCGGGAAAUUGAAGAAAGGGGGUGGCGGAUACACGAGAAGAAAGCCCGACUUCUUAUCGCGGCUCAGCAAGAACAGGACAAUAAUGGGACACGCAAUCGAUUGCUGUCACUGUCCAGUGUUGCUACACGCAAUACGUCGGAGUCUCACGCACGACCGAGUCUCACGUCUCUUGCUCCCUUAGGAUUUGACUGGACACACCUUUACCGCACUCGUUUAGAGUUGGAUAAACGCUGGGCAUAUUCAGAGCCCCGCAUAACGAGAAUUGCGGGUCAUACAGACAGCGUGUAUUGCCUUGAGUUUGACGCGAGGUGGCUUGUUACUGGCUCGCGCGACCGCGCAAUCAAGGUGUGGGACUUGCGUACAGGUCGCUUGCGGGCAACAUUGCGUGGGCACGCAGGCAGUGUUCUUUGUCUCAAAUUUGAUAAGAUUGCGAUGGCUCGAGCGGAUUCGAGCGACGAAGAUGAUCAAGAGGACGAUGGCGAGGGGUUCAUGGUAUCCGGAAGCAGUGACUGCACUGUCCUUGUGUGGGACCUCCGUAGCCUAUGGCGGGCUAGUAUUGCUUCGAAGACAGGCGGGAACCCAGUCAAUGCCGGUCCGGAGCUCGUGAAGCGAGUUCUGCGCGGCCAUCUAGGAGGGGUUCUCGACUUGCGAAUUAACAAGCAGUGGAUCGUCAGCUGCUCUAAAGAUGGAUUGAUCCGCGUAUGGGACCGCAAGACAUUGGAGCUUGCACAAACCUUGCAAGGUCAUGAGGGACCUGUGAAUGCCAUUGGAUUGCAGGAUGGUAAAGUCGUUAGCGCUAGUGGAGAUGGCAAGAUGAUGCUAUGGGACAUUGCGACCGGCUCACGAAUCCGUACGUUUGAGGGCCACGACCGUGGACUUGCCUGCAUUGACUUCAAGGGAGAUGUGAUAGUUUCAGGUUCGAAUGACUGCAAGAUCAAGGUAUGGCGCGCAUCGACAGGUACUUGUCUGCAGACACUCCCUGGACAUUCGCUACUCGUACGUGCCUUGGCAUACGAUGCACGUACUGGGCGGCUGGUGAGUGCCAGCUAUGACAAGACGGUGAAGGUCUGGGAUUUACGCGACCCGACUACACAUCGGCUCAUGCGUGAGUUUCAAACGCAUGACAGCCAUAUUUUUGACGUGAAGUUUGACGUGCGACGAAUUGUGAGCACGUCGCACGACCAGAAAGUGGUCGUUCUAGACUUCGGACACGACCUUGACACGUCGCUUUUCCUCUGAAGAAUCGACGACAUCUCAUCCAACCUUCCUCACGCUCUUUUCGACAUUUACAUACCUCUCGACUGGACAGUUCUUAUAUAAUAUGCACCACUUUUGAUUCACUACGCACGCCCUUGCCUUUCCCCUAUUUCCCUCACCAUCAGACCAAAUACUACUUUAUUUUCUUAUCUUUCUUUGUAUAUAUCAUUCAGCCGUCUUCGGGCGUUCGGACUGCAUUGUACUGCCUUAUACCACACGAUUACCUUUGAUACCUUUUUUUCGACCACUUCUUGACUAUAUGUAUGUAUGUACAUGACCCCUAUUUCGACUCGUUUUGCUUAUUGCUACCCUAUCUUUGUGGGGGCUUUACCUUGAACCUCACAUCACUGCCCUCUCGAAUUUGAGGCCGUUGUGUUUGUUUAUUCUUUCAUUUAUUCCUUUGGUGUUUGUUGUGUCGGUCUUGCUUCAUGGGUUACUUAUAUGUACUCGCUUCAG
Messenger RNA from Fomitiporia mediterranea MF3/22, 2594 nucleotides. RefSeq names its product WD40 repeat-like protein. Gene Ontology annotation, molecular function: protein binding. The transcript has 5 exons. Bases 51 to 2120 code for a protein of 689 amino acids. The record is from RefSeq and is a predicted model, not a curated record. Lineage: Eukaryota; Fungi; Basidiomycota; Agaricomycetes; Hymenochaetales; Hymenochaetaceae.